Betta splendens (Siamese fighting fish) is the source of this 1970-nucleotide messenger RNA. RefSeq lists its product as uncharacterized. Bases 503 to 1543 code for a protein of 346 amino acids. Gene Ontology annotation, cellular component: cytoplasm. The record is from RefSeq and is a predicted model, not a curated record. Lineage: Eukaryota; Metazoa; Chordata; Actinopteri; Anabantiformes; Osphronemidae. The transcript is spliced from 9 exons.
GUGUGUGUGUGUCAGCGAGAGAGAGAGAGAGAGAGAGAGAGAGAGAGAGAGAGAGAGGGAGGGAGAGCCAUUAUGGAAUGUUGUGAUGUCAUCAAGCCAGUCAUACACACACACACAAAGACGAGGAGGACCCAGAGGCGCUCACAGUCUUCCAGCUUAGUUAGCACACUGCUGUGGAGCGGCUGUCUACAUCCCACUGGGAUGGGGUCCAAAGUGAACAGCAACUGACAUCCAAGCCGUGGAAACUGGAUUUAGUGUGUGAGCGUGUGCGUGUGUUGGUGUAUGUGACACGAUGCAGAAUGUGUGUGAGAAUGAACCUUGAUUAGGAGCAAAAGUGAUUUUAGUAUUUAAGAAAAAGAACAAAAAAGCUGCCAAAGUCCUGUUGUUUCCCAACAUGAGACUAUAAACCGACACGGUCCGUCUCGAGAAGCUGCCAGCCAAACGACAGCGCCGCCGCCUCCUCCUCGCCGCCGCCGCCUGAAGCCUCCGGUCGACCGCCAACAUGCUGCAGCAGAUUUUAACGGAGAUGUACAUCGACCCCGACGUCCUGGACGCCCUGAACGAGGACCAGAAGAAGACGCUGUUCCUGAAGAUGCGCCAGGAGCAGGUGCGGCGCUGGAAGGAGCGCGAGGAGAAGCUGGAGAGUGAGGCAGGGGAGGCGAAGAAGCCAAUAAAGGACAACCGUAAAAGCGUGAGCUGGCUGCUCGGCCGGGACGGAGACGUGGCGGUGAUGGUGAUCGGGGAGGUGGACGAGCUGAGCUCCAGGUUCAUCUGCUCCGGACUCGGAGGGAAGAAGCCGCCGACUCUUCAGGACAACGCAUACGUUGAAACCAUCUUGAAGAGCAAAGCGGCGGCGGAGCCGGUCAGAGCGGAGAGGGAGAGCCCGGUUUCACAGCCUGGAGUAUCGCUGGACCCAAAGGGGGAACGCGAGGAGGGGAGCGCUUCACUCCCUCUGCCGGUGUCAGUGAGCGAGCAUUUAUCACCUCCAGCAGCAGAAAAGUCGCCCGGCGCGAGCGGGGAGAAGUCGGGCCUCCAGUCCGCUGGCUGCACCGGGAACCCCGCGAGAGCCCCCCACUUCAUGGUGAGGCCGGCGUCGGCCAACGCAGCACCCGGCCCUCUCAGUACCAGGUCCGACAGUCCGAGGGCGGCCACACCUUCCAGUGCCCCCAGCAACACCAGCACAGCAGGGAACUCGCAGGAACCCAGGAAGACGCAGGGAGGGAAAGCAGAGGCCUCGCCGGCGCCCUCGUGGACGGGGCGCGGCCGCGUGGCCCAACUGACGAAGGCCUUCAGCGCCGACGCGUCCGCGGCCCCGACGCCGGGCGCCCCCCGGGGCGUGAAGCCCCCCCUCCCCUCCAAGCCCAGCCACCUGCGCCUCGGCACCACGCCCACCGUCAGUCCGGUUCAUGGCGCCCGUCAACACGCUGACCUUCAGUUAUUCCCUUCGCCCAUCAGACGGUUCGCAUCAGUCCGGCUGCAGACUUUUUCCUUCUCGCCCUGUCUUUUUCUGAACCCAAAGCAGGGUUCAGGCGUAAUGGGCUGAAAUAAGAUGCAGGGUACUCCUUCCUGUCUUCUGCCUCCUCCCCGGGAGCAGUGCAGGGUUGUUUAUUUGUCAUAAUGCAAUGAAUGUCUCCCUCCGCCACCUGGCAGGAGCCGCGCCGCGACCUGUUGUGGACCAAUGACAGUGCCAAACGCCUCGUCUGUCACUCCCAGUGGAUCAAAUCCUGGCAAGUUAGACAGUCGCUGCCAAAUAAUCCAGCUCCGUGUUGCGCUUCUCCAGCUUUUUGUUGUUGUUGUUGUUGAUGUUUUUUUCAGGUAUCUUUUUUUUUAUGAGAUUUGUGGCUGUUCAUUAUAUAUUUGACAAGAGCGAAGAUGUUUUAUAGCGCGUCUCAAAUGCUCCCUUGUGAAGUUGUCACGUUUGUAUGAUGCAAUCAGAGAAACAAUAAAAGUAUAGAACUUCUAAUCUAAAA